AUGGGUGUACCACUUGAGACAGUGGAGAGAACCGAUAUCCGGCGACCAUUGGUGGAUCCGGCGGGCUCGGAGCCAAACCCUCUGACUGACGUCGGACUCGAGAGUGUUUUAACGGAGAGCAGCCUUCCAUACUGGAGACGCGUGUACUUAGGCGCGUGCAUAGAGAUGAAGCUGCUUUUCCGGUUGGCACUUCCGGCGAUACUUGUCUAUUUAGUCAACAGCGGAAUGAGUAUUUCCGCUCGUAUUUUCGCCGGACAUAUCGGCGGUAAGGAACUGGCAGCCGCGUCCAUCGGAAACAGCUGCUUCAGUCUCGUCUAUGGCCUCAUGGUACCUUUUGACUUUCCACGGUGA
Messenger RNA from Microthlaspi erraticum, 351 nucleotides. The record is from the annotation of a GenBank genome assembly. NCBI's taxonomy places the organism in Eukaryota, Viridiplantae, Streptophyta, Magnoliopsida, Brassicales, Brassicaceae.